Neurospora crassa OR74A is the source of this 735-nucleotide messenger RNA. RefSeq lists its product as hypothetical. NCBI's taxonomy places the organism in Eukaryota, Fungi, Ascomycota, Sordariomycetes, Sordariales, Sordariaceae. The transcript has a single exon. The coding region runs from base 1 to 735 and encodes 244 amino acids. The record is from RefSeq and is a predicted model, not a curated record.
AUGGGCAUCUUUGACUACCUCCGCCCCAGGCGACAGAAUGGCAUACCCAGAAAACACACCAUGCCUCCUCCAGACAUACUCUCAUACCAAAAUGAUGCCCUCGACAAGCGACACUCCAAACUCUCCUCCAUGUCGCCCAACGCAGAGCAGUCACAAGCCAACACCAGACCAACAACAAGCUCAAGCUGGACCUCCGCCAUAACCUCAACCACCACCUCAACCUCCAUCUCGACCUCAACCUCGACCUCCAUCUUGACCCCCACCACAACCUCACACACAACAACUACCACCCCCCUCUCCCCCCCUCACUCAAACUACACUCUCAGCAACCACGACCUCAACCUCAACAGACCACCCACCCCUCCCUCCCGGCACCCACCACCCCCCUCCCCACCCCCAUCCCCUCCACUCUUUCCAACAUCCGAAUUCACUCUACAUUUACCACCACCGCCGCCGCCCCCCUACGCCCGCCUCUCCUCUCGAAGGACAGACCUACCUCUACCGUCCUACGCAGAACUUGUUCAAGAGAGACAGAUCGUCCCUCCUCGUCCACGACCACUUCCCACACCGCGAGAACCCCCGCCUUCUUUCGAGGCGGCGGAGAUUCAGGAACACGACGAGUUACAUGGGAUGGACCCUUCGAGUUGGCCGGGGUGUGAGUAUUGUCGGGUGUAUGAGUUGUGGGUUUCUUAUUGGAGGGGGGAGGGGGUGGGGGGUGUAGGUGUGAGUGGGUGA